GGCGAAAUGAAGUAUAAAUGAAUCGAUGCGUAUGUGAAAUUGAACAUUUCAUUUGUGUACAACUUCAAUGUGAUUCUUUGUUAGAAUAAAAAAAAUAGAUAUGUCAAUGUGUCAAAAAGAAAAUGUCAUUGUUUUAAAUUAUACCAAAAGUGUUGAACUAUUCGAAAAAGAAAAGACAGAAAAAUUGUUUAUAUUUUUUAUAAAACUGUGAAAUUUGUUUUUUAAUCACAAAAAUACAAACAUGUCGAUCGACAUAGUAUCGAAUGCAUUUGCGAUAUUUCAUGAGUCCAUCAAAACGGACGUACAAAACAAAAGUGACUUAAUUGUUGCAAUAAUUCAUCACAGUAUGGUUAUUCGGAAUGGUUUUCUAUGCUUAGGAUUAGGCCAACAGAUAACACUCCAACCAGAAGAAGAAAACAGUGGCUCCUUACUAUUGCCGAGAAAUUGGUAUGGAAACCGCCGACUAUACGAGCUUAGAUAUGUACGUGAGCGCAAAGUAUUCGUGUUACUAGGUGACGUGAAAAACAAUGGCACAAUUAUUUUGACGUUGCUGAAUGGUGACGCAAUGCAAAAAACAAAGAUAGACUUUGUUAUCGAAGACACAGUAAAGUCGAUGCAAGGCGGACUAUUAACAAUGGUACCAGGAUUUCAUGCUAUCAUAAGCCGUUUGCAACGCGAAUUGGUGGAUCCUCUCACAGCCCAGCCAUCAGUUUUGCAGCGGUUUUGUACAUCUGGUUUAACUUGGAGCAAUAAACUUACCGUUGCCUGCAUUGCAAUACCUUUUGCUGUUUUAGUUUCUUUUGUUGUUGCUGUUUUAGCUGCUUUUGUUGUUGUUGCAUCAAAUUCAAUAAAAAAAAUCAUUGUCUAAAACUCAUCCUCUUUUCUUCAAACCACAGGUAUCUCAAAUGAAAAGAUUUUUCAUUGGUGUUGAGGGCCGAAAAAAAAAUGAAUAGUCCCAUUUGAAAAAGAUCUACAGAUCAGUACAUUCUUCUAAAUUAAAUGCAUUGUAAUUUGAAAAAGAAAAUAAAGUGCACGAAAAGCAUAAGUCAAAUGUCUUUUUCUCAAUUUUUUAAAUGGAAAAAUGUAAUUAUAUUAUUAUUAUUAAUGGAAAAUUGUAUUAUGAUUUAAACCAAAAUAACGACGAUUGUUAUAGACGAUAAAAUUGGAAAAUAUUACAUUGUCGUCGUUAAGCAUCUCAGCCUCACUUAUAGGCUCCUUAUUUGGAAGAUUAAAUAAAGAAUGUUUCACUUUAUCCGACGAAUAUUUGCUACACGAAUCAA
Molecule: messenger RNA, 1280 nt
Organism: Sitodiplosis mosellana (orange wheat blossom midge)
Lineage: Eukaryota; Metazoa; Arthropoda; Insecta; Diptera; Cecidomyiidae
Product: proteasome inhibitor PI31 subunit-like
Exons: 4
Coding region: 242-868 (208 amino acids)
Biological process (GO): proteasome-mediated ubiquitin-dependent protein catabolic process
Molecular function (GO): proteasome binding; endopeptidase inhibitor activity
Source: RefSeq, a predicted model, not a curated record